AGUUAAACUUUUGUCAAAAAAUUUUGUACAAAUUUUAAAUAAUGUAAUUUUAAAAAAUUUUAAUUCAUUUUUUAUAGUAUUAUCUAAUGUAUAAUUUAACGGCAUCUGGAAAAGUUGAAACAUAUGUAACCAAAUCAGGAAAAUCUUCAAAAGUUAUGUCUUUCAAGUGUAUUUUUUGCUUUUUUGCACUUGGUUUGUUGAUUUGUACUCUUUCUUGGUUAGCAUUUGUUCGUAAUGUGACUACUCAUAUGCAGCUGAUGUCAGAACCAAUUUAUAUUUCUAUUAACGAAGCACAACUUUCUGAAAAAUGGAGCCAUGAAGAUGAGCUAGAUGUGCAAGACGAAGGAAAGUUUCAUGUCGUCACAAAUCUAAUUCUUGUAACUCACAAACAUUACAGCAUCAAUUUGCGCUAUGAAAACAAUCGCAUACCUGACGCGAAUCAACUUCAAGAUAGACAGACUGAAAUUGAAUCUACUUUGCAAUUAAAUUUGAAUAAUGAUAAAAUAGCUGCAGUGCAUGUAUUAUAUUUUCAUCCAGCUGUUGCGCAAUACUUACUUAAACUUCCUUUGCAAAACUCAAAAAAACUUAUUUUGCAUCUGACUAAACGAGAUCCAACUGUAGGCAUAAAUCUUGAUUAUAUUCAAAGUUAUUUAAAGCAUAAACCAGUUAUCCUGAUGCACAUGGACAAUUUUUUAGGUUCAGGUUGGGAAGAUGUUGAUUUUACUCUUUUGAGAACUCAAAGAUUGGUUUAUGCAUUAACGCGUCACUCGGUCACUAGUAAAUUUCCUUGUAAUGCUGCGGUGAGUGCAUCUUGUAAUCCAGGCACCGCUUACAUGGGUUCCCAUGAUGCAUUUGUUUUUCACGCAGAUCGAGAUUUUGAAAAAGAAAUGCUUCAGGAAUUAGAUACUGGUCCUAAUUCGAAUGGUAUUGAAAAUGUUUUGAUAUGGUACCUCCGUGAAAAGAUGGGUUACCGAGUAAUAAAUCCAUGUCUUCAUCUGAUAGUCUACCACAAUCAUUGCGUACCUAUUCGAGAUAUAGGAAGGAAACGAUUUAAUCGUAAAGGCAAAAAUGGAUUAGCGCAAUUUACAAGAGAAUUGACAUAAAUUAUAUCGAGCAUAAUUAUCUUAUACCCGUCAAUAAAAGCUUGUAUAAAUUUCAAUAUAAGAUUCAAUUUUAUUUGAGUAUGUUGAAUAAAUUUUUCUUUAAUUUUAGAAA
This is a messenger RNA of Hydra vulgaris (swiftwater hydra), 1215 nucleotides long. RefSeq lists its product as uncharacterized. The record is from RefSeq and is a predicted model, not a curated record. NCBI's taxonomy places the organism in Eukaryota, Metazoa, Cnidaria, Hydrozoa, Anthoathecata, Hydridae.